GAACCUGAGCGGGGUAUGCAUGAUGUUGAAGGUACAUUACCUGGCCGAACAAUGGCACCUGUCUGCUGGACUGCUCGGGAGAGUCUGCUCUCUUGUGACUGAACCUCCACCCUGCACACUGUACACAGUUUUCUAACCAUGCAGAUUUGGAUGAUGGUGGGGCUCCUGUGUUUGCUGGCUCAUUCAGUACUCCGUAUAAAUGGAAAGUGAUGAAAUCUUCCCCAUGUCUUGAUCCCGUGGUUCGGAUGAAGAGAAUUGAGACACCUCAUACCAGCAACAGGAAGAAAGGGGAAAGUAUCUCAUUCCUCAUAGCGAUUCAUUUGGGGUGGGGUUCUAAUUACCAAAGCCUACAUUCCUUCUACUCCAUAUUUAAAAAAAAAAAAUAAAAAUUAAUGAAGAAAUAAAAAAUUACAAUUUUGCCGAAAAUAGUUCUUCACUUGUCAGGCACUUGGGAUUAAAAGCAACUAGGUGGCUGGUAUUUACAACAGUAAAAGUAAGUAUGUACAGGUUAAGGAUCACAAAUAAAUGAUGAAAAUUUGCAGAUCAGCUGUAGACAAAUGGUCAGAAAUAAACUGUGCAGACUUUGAGUUUUAGCUGCAAAUAAAAUAGCAAAAGAGAGAAGCAGUUGUAUAGUAGACAUCGUAAACAAAUUAGAAAUGCUUGCUGGAGCUAAAAUGAAGGUCAGGGUGACACAGAGUUUAACAAGCACAGAAGCGUAUUGUUUUGCAGGAAGCACGGGGCGCAACCGUGUUGAGUGUGAACAGGAACGAGCUCUCUUAUCCAAGUUAAACAAAGCAAAGAAGCAAACCGCAGUAUAGGCUCCACAGUAACAGGCAGUCGGCAAGAGGGGAUUGCAAAAGAAUAUAUAAGUCACAGGGCAGAUAGUGGAUAAGGACAGACCAGACCAGGUUUAUCCAGACAGUGGGCCGAGCUGCAGCUUCCCGAGACAGUUCUGCGGACAGUGGGCCGAGCUGCAGCUUCCCGUGACAGUUCUGCAGAGAGUGGGCCGAGCUGCAGCUUCCCGAGACAGUUCUGCGGACAGUGGGCCGAGCUGCAGCUUCCCGGGACAGUUCUGCAGAGAGUGGGCCGAGCUGCAGCUUCCCGAGACAGUUCUGCUCAUGCUGUGUCUCCUAUAGGCCUGCUGCACAAUAAUCAGACUAGAUACAGUAUAUGUGUUAAUGGAACUGUGUGUGGGGUCUCAUAAUCAAGCAUUAAAUAAUAUUAAAUGUAAAAGCUAUCAAUUUGCACGCCAUAAAAUGUUGUGUGUGCUAAUUGUGACGUGUGAAUGAAUUGGUAAGGUAAGAUGUAGGAAUGCAGGUACUUUAUUUUGUUGUUUUUAUGGUAAGUAAUAAUACAGGUUGUCACCUGGCAAAAGAACUGACAAAUACUGGCUUACAUUACAAAAGCAAUUUUUCGUUUUUCUGACAAAAUAAUAAUUGGCAAUAAUUUUUAUUUCUACAUGCAAAAUGUUUUGCUAUAAAGUUUUCCACUGUUACUCAUUUUUAUUUUAUUUUGUAUAUGUUCCAGGACAUGGUCUGUUGGCCUCUCAUUAACGAAGACUUCAGGAGACCCUGCUGUGUGUGUUCAGCAAGAUUUGGUUCAGCAAAAAGUGGAACAGCAGCAGGGUUGGUGUCAAUUCCUAUUUUCAAAUCCAAUUCCUUUAUUCCAAUUCCAGUUCCAAGUCCUUCACAGGAAUUCCUUUGAAAGAACUGGAAUUUAAAUUGAUUAAAAUAACUGACCCUGACCGGCACCACAAAUAGAAGAUCUUCGAAUCCUUGAAGAAAAAAGAUUUGAUUAGGAUGGACAAACCAACCAGCACAAUAAACUAAGACAGUUAAGAGGCCAAAAUGUUCCGCGGACGGCCGCACCGAGGUGGCAAGGAGAGAGGAGGGGGGCAUCCACGGCAUUACCCACCUCGGGGUCCGCUGGGCUCCUCGCCACCUCGUCACUCGCCUCCGCCGGGGGGAUACCGGGACGAGCGGGAGGACAGGGAACGUCACCACUUCUCUGGGUAUCGGGGAAAGCCCGAUGGUUACCGACGCUCUCCUCCAGAGAGGAGGCAUCCCUCCCCGGGCAGGGGCUGCAACCGAGGACCGGUGAGUGAGUACCGUGGGCCUCCACAAAGGGAUCAUCCAGCCAGGAGAAUGUCUCCGUCUCCACCGCAUUCUGGCAUCCCACUUGAUCACAGUUUGAUCAUCACUGUUGGAAAUGAGCGGAACCAUAGUGUCUCACCAGACCACAGGAGAGUUGACCCUCCAAUCAAUCACAGAUACAGGGAUGAUCUAGAGGAAGACUACAGCAGAAAUCCUCUACCCGAAAGAAAAUUUUCUUCUUCGUAUGACCGGGAAGAACAUGACUUCCACGGGGGGAGCCCACAUUACCCUCACCGGCGAGAAGAGGGACCUGGGGGAAGCAGCAGAGAAAGAGAAAAGUUCCAUAAGUUUCACUACCCGCCCAUGGAAGCCAAGAGACCCAAGUACGACAUGGAACCUGAGAGCAGGGGCUACAGCUCAGAGAGGUCCCGUCGGCCUGAGCGCACUGUGGAGAGGGGCCGUAGAAGCCGCAGCAGAGGCAAGAGCAGGGGCCGAAGCAGAAGUCGCAGCAGGGACAAGAGCAGGGGCCGGAGCCGCAGUGCCAGCCCCCUCAAAGGCCGUUUAAAAAAUGACACCAGCGAAGGCUUCCGGGAGCUGGCGCAGGCCCGCAAGAGAAAGGAGAAGGAGGAGCUGGAGAGGCUGGAGCGGGCGGUCGCUCAGCGGGAGAUGGGCGGAACUAAAAGUUAUGGAAUCCCUGGGCUGCCUGGCCGGUCGACCGAGGCUGCUGAAUUCAUGCAGCAGCGACUCGAUGAAGUGCCACCAAUGCCUAAAAAAUCUAUUCUUAAAAAACGCGUUGAGCCUGAAGUGGAUCCUGCCGUCAGUAUUGAGAGCAGUGACUACUCCAGCGGAGCCCCUGGAGGGCAGCGAAGCAGCAGUUUAUCGACAGAGGCUGAGCGUUUCCUCAACACGCUCAACAGAGGCAUGGAUUCUGAGCUAUUCUCUUCUCUGCUAAGAGAAGCGAGAGAGGAGGCUUAUGCCAAAGAGACAAAAGGGAAGCUUACUGAAGGCUCAUUCCUCUAUGAUGAGCACUAUGAGGAAUCCUUUCAGAAAGCAGAGCCAGAGAAGCCUGUGGAGAACGCUGGUGAAUUCCUCCUGCCACAUGAGAGGGUCAGUCAUGAUGGCAGUGGGUUUUCCAGAAUUUUAGGAAUGAUGGGUGAGUUCCCCAGCCCACAGGAAAAGCUGAGGUGUUCUCCAGAUAUUGAAGAUGAGGAAAAAUUCCUCUAUGGAGAAGAGGAAGAUGAGCGGCUAGAGGCUCAGUUGCAAGCUGGACUGGCCCGGCAACAGAGCCAACCAGUUAAUUCUGGAAUUGUCCACCGUCAGCAGAGCCACCCAGGGAUGGACCACCAGCUACAGAACAAGCCUGCAGUCGGAAAGCAAAACAGCAAGACUGCCAUUAGUGAGCGUCAAGUGAGCCAGGCUGUAGCUAGCCGCCAUCAAGAAAACCAGCCUGGGAUUUUGCAUCGUCAGAACCAAUCUGGGAUUGUCCAGCAGAAGGAGAGCCAGGCUGAGAUUAGUCACCAGCAGUUGAUUCAUCCUAGGAUUCCACGCCAUCAGCUUAGCCAGCCUGGGAUUGGACAGCAUCAAGAAAGUAAGUCAGGGAUUGGUCAUCAUCAACAGUGUCACACAAUAACUGGUCAUCCUCAAGAGAGUCAGCCACACAGUGUGCACAGUCAGCAGAGCCCACCUAUGUCAGUCCAUGGUCCAUGUGGGACAUCCCAAGAAGACCUGGAUAGCUCUCCAGUGGAAGCAGAAGAGACUCAGGAUUCCCAAGAGUACGAAAAGAUUCAAACUCUGCUAAAAACAAUUGGUCUAGAUAUGGGGGUGGCUGAAAUCGGCAAGCUGGCUGCACGGACUCAGGAGCGCUUGCACGGGAAGAAACCACCAGGAGGGUCUUCUCGUUACUGUGACGGAGAAAGAGGACGCAGGGCAUCAGCAGGCAGAAACUGGGAGAAUCAACACAGCCACAGCCAUACCAUGUCUCCUGAGUCUGAUUACAACCAGUCAAUCUCUCCAUCCCCUACUAGACGAGCCUCUCACGGUGAAAAUCUCUCUUCCUUCACAUCAGAGUACAGUGUUAAACAGGGUGAAAAAAAGGGAUGGGAAAUCCCUGUUUUAGGGGAAAAUGUCAAGCUGGCUCCAAUAUCAUCUGCUUCUGUCCCCCCUACAACUGCCCAACCUAAUGCCUCUUUACCCCCCACACCUACUUACUCUAUGCCAUCAUACUCUCACUACCAACCUCCACCAGCCACACCAAACUUUCCCCCUCCUGGCUAUGAUCAGUAUGGAAAUUACAUGCCUUACAUGUCCACGGGUUGGCCAAUGUACCCUCCUCCAUCACAGGAGCCUCAACCAGUACCCCAACAAGGUGUUCCGUCUGGCCACCCGCCCAUCGAAGAGCAACAUGUGACAUCUUCUAGGCCCUAUCUCAGAGUCAUCGAAACGGUGCCCCUCAGUCAGACACAAGUAAAGCCCAAGAAAGAAGAGUCUGCUCUUGUCCAAGUGCCAAUGACAGAUAGACUAGAAAAUAAUUCAUCCAACCGCAUUGUGUUAACGGGACAGAAAAAACAACGGAGAGAAUCUGAAGAAAAAAAUAAGGCCAAUGAGAAGCAAAAGGUUAUAGAAGAAAGGGUGGCUUUGAAGAAAGAAAAAGAGGUCCGUUUGAAAAGAAAGGACCAUCUCAUGAAGGAACUGGAGAGAUUGCGAAAGCAGCAAGGAGAGCUUCUGCGUAAGAAGCGCAGGGAGAAGGACGGUCACAAGGACCCUUUGCUGGUGGAGGUGAGCCGGCUUCAAGAGGAAGUCAUGCAGCAAAUCUCUGUGAUCCGUAAGGAGAACGAAGCAGCGGAGAAGAAGCAGGCAGAGCUGGACAAGGUGGCUCAGAUCUUGGGCCUGUACAUUUCUGACAAACCGAAAAAGAAUCCCAAGGAUAUUAGGGAGACCCCUCCAGAGAAAAGAAACGAGAAACCAAAGAGCCCCGAAAAAUCCUUCCCCUCCUCCUUCUCCUCCAGCGUCUCCGUGUCUAAGGAAGGCCCCAGUUUGAAGUCGGCUCCAGGAAAGCCCAAGUGUAAAAGCCCAAAUCGUUUCCAACCUCCACCGAAGUCUGCAGACCAGUAUGAAUAUUAUGAUGCUGGUAAUCAUUGGUGCAAAAACUGCAACCUGCUCUGCGGGUCCAUGUUUGAUUUUUUCACACACAUGCACAGCAAAGCACAUAGAAAGACACAGGAUCCUUAUGACAGACCCUGGGCUUCAAAAUCCUCCCAAAAGGACAACAAACAUCAGACUGGAAAAACUGGAGAGAAAAUUGUUGUCCCUGCAAAAGGUUCUGAGUUUUUGACCGCUGUCAUAGGAUUUUACUGCCAGCUAUGUGAAGAGUUUUUUGGAGAUCAGAUCAGUGCUGAAGAUCAUGUUUCAAAUUGUAGUCAUAAUGAAAAAUAUAAGAAAUAUGUUAAUGAAAACCCGCUGUAUGAACAGAGGAGGAAUCUGGACCGUCAAGCAGGUCUGGCGGUAAUCAUGGACAAUAAAGAGCGAAGGCAGACAGAGCUGAAAAGGAAAAUGGAAGAGGAACCCAAAGUUCUCAAAGAGGAAGACACAAAAGCAAAGGUAGUGGUUAAGAAUGAAAGUGAGGAGCCUGGGAGCCCCAUGGAGCUGUGUGAAAAGGCACCCGCACCUCUGAAAGGGGACAGCAACCCAAAGCUUGCGGUACAGCUUAGGCUGAAAAAAAAGCCUGAGGAGUCAGCAAAGAAUUCUGCAGACUCUCCCACUUUUGGAAAGUUCUGCUGGAAGAAAUCGGACAAGGAAGAAGAGAAAGAGUCAGAACCGACAACGGAAAAGGAAGAACUUGGAGACGGGAGCAAAGAUAAGGAGGAUGGGAAGACGCAGUUUGGGAAAACAAAAACCAUUGCAAUUAAGCUCUCGGGAAAGACGGUUAUCCCCCACACCAGUGUAUGGAUGCCCUUUAGUACUGCCCCUGCCGUGGCAACCCAAGCAAAAAUCCGUCCUAACUUGCCUGCCCCAGUUAUGCAGCUCAGAAAGACUAGCGCCGCCGUAGUUAAUAAACCGGCCCCUUUAAAUGCCUUUCUGUCUAUAAGACCAGCUGGUACCACUGCCAGCAAACCUCUACCUGUAGUUAAAAGUGAUUCAAAAAAGAAUGUUAUGUUGACACCUGAUCUUAUUUCCAAGGCAUUUUGUGGUGAGGAAGUUGUACUUAAAACUCCUCCUGUGGUGGGAGUAAAAACUCCUGCCACCACCACAGUAACAGAAGCAAAAACCCCCAUGGGGGAAGUAAAAACCCCCAUGGAGGCAGAAGUAAAAACCUCAGUGACAAAAGUCACUCCUUUAGCUGUGCCUGAAAAGAAAACCCCUUCCAUUCCUCAUCCAGUUAUGCAGAUAAUGAGUUUUAAGUCUGAUGUGGCAGCACCUGGUGUGCCCGAAAGUGAACAAAACUUGACCGUACUCGUCCGCCCUCCUCCGCUACAUAAGGAUCGGGGGGAGUCGACAAAAAAAAGCGAGAAACCCAAAUCAAACUUGGCUGCGGCCAAUGCACAAGAUCUGUAUGAUAUUUUUUAUAGUAGCGGUGGGAAAGGUUCCUCAGAUGUCAAAAAUGCAAGUAAAACUGAAAUAAACACUGGAAAUGCUGAGAUGCGAACAAAUUAUGGGGAAAGCGCUGUAUCUUAUAGUACAGAAUCAGAGAAUAAAAGUAAAGCGUCUAACGUACUACUUUUUUCUGAAGUUGAAAAAAAGAAUAAGCAGGCUAUCCAGAAAGAAGAGAGUAAAAUUGAUCUCAGUAAAGAACUACCAGACAACCAAGCAGCUGAAAUCCAAAACGAUGUCUUAGCUGGUAAUAAAAAUGCUGCGACAGGUCUGAGUAAAGAUGAAACUGGUAAUGUGGAUGCUGGCAAAACAAAUCAAGAAUCCAUGCCAGUAAUCUACAGUCCUGAUCAGGAUAUUUCCAGUAGUAACGUGUCUGUGUGCAGUGGCGUCCCCAUUGAUGACCCCAUCUCUCUGAUAACAGUACCCUGGAAUAAGGAAAUCCGUGGCCGGAAGAUUUUGGACAGCCUUGAAACCAGAAAUUUAAUGUCCUCUAACACGGAGCCACAUACUCUUAAUACAGAGGAGAAUCUCCGAAGUCAUGGUUUUCUACAAAUUUCUGGCAUCCCUGAAUCUCUUGAGCUAAAUGCGCCAGGUGGUGACCCUGAACCCCUAAAGUUAGAGAUUUCAGAGGGUGGCAUUUCUGUAGAUCUUGGCAGUUUUGAAACUCCUGCUUUGAAUUUUGAAACCCCUGACUUAAACCUUGAUACUUACGACUUUUGUUUUGAAACUGCAGAUUUAAAUAUUCCUGAAACUGAGACGGACACCGUGGCUCGGGAGGUACAAAAUGUAGCCGAAAAUGCAGAGGCUUUAACGUUGGAGAUGCCCAGCAAAUGCAGUGAUCUAAGCCCUGCAAGGCUGGAAGCCGAAUUGCAUGCGCUGGAGUCUGUAGGUCAAAAUGAAAUCAACAGAGAAGAGGAGAUACACAGUAUUUCAGGUCACCUGAUGUUGGAAGAUAUUGGUGAGGUGGUUGGCUCAUUUGCCUUAGAAACGGAUAUCCCUGAAACUCCUGAAAUAAGUUCUUCUCAGGAAGCAAAGCAGCCUAAGGGAGAGAUCACUCCCUCGGCACUGGAAUCUCUUGAAGCCAGUCAUUCAGACGACGUUCUGGUGAACGAGGCUAACAAGCAGGUUGCAAGUCUUUCAUCUCAGCCUAAAGAUGAAGAUCCGAAGGAUCCAGGUCUUGUAGAGAGCAUUUCCGAUACUGGAAAUAAUCCAUAAUGUUUUUGUUAUGGUUUACUGAUACGACAUGUAUUCAGCUUUCACCACUCUUCUCCAAUUAUAUGUUUUGCUCAAGUUGUAUUUUAUCAUUUUGUUAUUGUUUGUUCUUAAGGCACGCAUGUAGAUGCAUUUUCUUAUUUUACAUUACUAUUACCAUUCCUGACAUCUGUUUUUUUAAAAGUGAAAUUUACAAAUAAAUGUAAAGGUUACUUGUACUGUAUGUCUGUCGGUUCUGAAAAAGUAAUGUACAUUGCGCUUCGUGAAAAUGUGUGCUUUUUUCUGUUAAAAGUAGUGAUGGGCACCAAUAUCGAUAUUUUGAUAUGAUAUCAUAAUCAAUGUUAGAUUUUAACUGAAAUCAAUAACUUUUUCAAUUGAAACUUGAGCUUUAGGUGAAAUAAACAUGGUGUAUCUAGUAACUAAGCUAAACAUCAGUUUUCUUGAAGUUUUAACAAUACAAAUUUGCUAUGCUGUAAUGGAUUUAUUUUUAAAUAAAUCAUUUUUUCACUGUAGCGAAACUGGAAUUAUCCACCACACACACUCCAUAAAUAGUAUGGUAAGCUUUUUAUUGCUAAAACUGCUAAAAUACCAAUGCAGUAUAAUCACAUUUAUUUUAUAUUGAGACACAAUAAACCCUAUACAUACCAAUCAUUGUCAGCCUCAAAGGCAAGAAACACCACACUAAAGUUUUAUUUAAGCAUUUUAUUUCAUUGAUUGGCAUUUAGGUACCAAACGCUGUUUGCAUGCUGUAUUAAGUUUGGCACUAUUGCCCAUCCAUAGGGUGUUACUUAACUGAUAUUAUGAAGCAAAGGAUCACCAAGUUGAAGUGUAAAUAUCUGUUAACGCCUGUUAACGUGUGUUUAUAUGCAUAUAUAGCACGGAUGUGUUUCUGUUUUGGAAGAAGUCUAUUACCUAUCAAAACGUGCUCUGUAUCAAUGUCAAAUUCCUAUCGUUGCCCACCACUAGUUACAAGGAGACUCAAUUUGUGUCCACACAUUUCUUUUAUGAAAAACGUGCUAAAACAGGAAGGACAACAUUGGUAAGAAGUGAAAAAGAAAAGCUUGGCAUGGAAGGAAGAAACAGUUGGUUAGGAAGUGGACUGCGCAUUGGACCAAAGGUGAUUUUUAAAAAGCAUUUAACAUGUACAUUGUCAGUUUGCUGUGAUUCAGUAAUUGUUGUCUGUUACAGUGUACAAUGAAAAGAACUGAAGAUCUGGGAAAGAAAAAGAAGAGUUUUGAACUGCUGACUGGACAUUACAGACCAAGUCUUUGCCCAUUUGACUUGUACAUGUGUUGGCUCGAUCUCUAGUGUUAAAAUGUUGGCUAUGCUUGUUUCUAUUCUUUGUUCAUUAAAUCAAAGUAUAAAAAAAAUCCUUGGUCAGUGUAUUCAUUAUGCUUAUUUUCAACAUUACUUUGCUUUUUCAGGAGUUAGAGAACUAAUUCCAAGUUGUAUAAUAGAAAUGUUUACACCAGCAAAAAAGAACAGCUGUAGCUACUCAAGCAUUUAGAGACUCAUCCGGCCACCACUUGUAUAUCUUGAUAACAUAGUUGCACACCUAAAAAGGGAGG
Polyodon spathula (Mississippi paddlefish) is the source of this 9460-nucleotide messenger RNA. Its product is annotated as zinc finger protein 318-like. Lineage: Eukaryota; Metazoa; Chordata; Actinopteri; Acipenseriformes; Polyodontidae. Gene Ontology annotation, biological process: negative regulation of DNA-templated transcription; positive regulation of DNA-templated transcription. The coding region runs from base 1848 to 7895 and encodes 2015 amino acids. The record is from RefSeq and is a predicted model, not a curated record. Gene Ontology annotation, cellular component: nucleoplasm. Gene Ontology annotation, molecular function: nucleic acid binding; zinc ion binding. The transcript is spliced from 12 exons.